AUGAUAAGAUCUAUUCAUCCUCAUGAUGAAAAGCGACAAAAAGAAUUACAACAAUUACUUGUUACUUGGCUCAUAGCAAAUUCAUGCCCUUUAAUUAUUGUUCAAAUAAAUGAUGAAUUUUAUAAUAUUGAAAAUCACAAUACGUUUGAUGAUUAUAAGAAAGAAGAGUUACAAAAUGAACAAUCUUGA
This is a messenger RNA of Dentiscutata erythropus, 189 nucleotides long. Lineage: Eukaryota; Fungi; Glomeromycota; Glomeromycetes; Diversisporales; Gigasporaceae. The record is from the annotation of a GenBank genome assembly.